Pezoporus flaviventris is the source of this 1168-nucleotide messenger RNA. RefSeq names its product atypical chemokine receptor 1 (Duffy blood group) (gene ACKR1). Gene Ontology annotation, molecular function: chemokine binding. The record is from RefSeq and is a predicted model, not a curated record. Gene Ontology annotation, cellular component: membrane. Gene Ontology annotation, biological process: chemokine-mediated signaling pathway; inflammatory response. NCBI's taxonomy places the organism in Eukaryota, Metazoa, Chordata, Aves, Psittaciformes, Psittacidae.
UCCUCCGGGCCCUGGCAGCAGGAAUUGCCCGCCCGGUGCGGCCGCUCUUAUCUCCUGCCCGCAGCCAUCACCUCCCUGCGGCGGGAGGAGCCAGCGGGAGAGCGCUCGGAGCCGGGGUUGUGGAGCCCCCCUCCAGAGCCGGAGCUGUCCCAGGACCCCCAUCAUGGGCAACUGCAUCCCGGUGAGCCCCAGCCUCCUGGAGAGCAGGAGUUCCCUGCUGGACCUGGUGGAGCUCAUGGGCAACUUCUCCUCCUAUGAUGAUGCUGAUGAUGAUGGCAAUGAGACCUCUCUGGACUACGGGGCCGCGCCGUGCCAUAACCAAUACUGCUCCGUCUUCCAGCGUGUGGCUCCCCCGUUCCUGGCUCUCACCAGCGCCAUGGCCGUGCUGGGCACCGCGGCGCUGCUGUUGGCACUGGCCAAGCGGCCCCAAUGGUCACAGAGCCGGGCGCUGGUGUCACAGUUGGCCAUGGGGACUGGGCUCUUGGCCGCGGUGCUGCCAGCCAUGGCGCUGGGCAUCGGGCAGGGCUGGCGGCUGGGCACGGCGCUGUGCCGGCUCAUGCACCUCCUCUGGUAUUGGAGCCUCUUCGCCCAAGGGCUGCUGGUGGCCUCCGGCUCCUGCGGCCACUUCUGGUGCCGUUGGGAUGCGCGGACGCGCUUGGCCGUGGCCGUGUGGGCCCUGGCGCUGCUCUUGGCGACGCCAGGGGCUCUCACCAGCGGCACCACGGCGGUGCCGGAGCCAAGCUGCCUCCGGCGCAGCGUGGACCUCGUGUCCCCAGUGAACCUCCUGCACCUCGGCCUCUGCCUCUGCCUCUUCCUGCUGCUGCCGGUGGCAGUGCCCACGGCCGCGCGGCUGUGCCCACGGUGGAGGGCGCAAUGGGUGCCGGACCUGGCCGCGAGCUGGGUGUUCCUGGCGCUGUGGGUGCCGCACGGUGCGGCGCUGGCCAUGGAGCUGCUCCUGCACAGCCGGGUCCUGCCGCAGACCUGCAGCACCUUCCAGCACUUUGACUACGUGCUGGGGCUGAGCGAGGCGCUGGGGCUGCUGCACUGCUGGAUGGGACCCGCCGCGCUGCUGCUGGCUGCCCUGCUCUGCCGCGCUGGCACCGGCCCCUCGCCCCACAGCAUCGCUCCUGCCCAUAAGCGGGUGACCCAGGGCCCUGUGACGGCGUGA